UCGUCAAAUGUUUCCCCACCAGCUUUUUCUCUCUCACGAUACUACCGCUUUAUUCUUCACGGCAGCUGGAGCGGUGCACACAGAUAUUUAACUGGACACUUCAAAUACUAAAGUCAUGGCUGGAAAAGUUGUGCUGCACUACUUCAAUGGCAGGGGGAAAAUGGAGUCAAUCCGUUGGCUUUUGACUGUUGCAAAAGUUGAGUUUGAUGAGGUCUAUCUGACAACUCGUGAGCAGUAUGAAAAACUGCUGAGUGAUGGAGAUCUCAUGUUUCAACAGGUUCCUUUGGUAGAAAUUGAUGGCAUGAAGCUCAUUCAGACAAAAGCAAUUUUGAAUUACAUUGCUGAGAAGUACGAUCUUCAUGGAAAAGACCUCAAAGACCGGGUCAUGGUCAACAUGUACUCGGAGGGAGUGAUUGAUCUCAUGGAAAUGAUAAUGAUUCUGCCCUUCACUGCAGAUAAACCUGCACAACUGAAGACAAUUCAAAGUAAAGCAAAAGAACGCUACCUACCUUUGUUCGAGAAGGCACUGUCUGGGCCCAUCUACCUGGUGGGAGGUAAACUAAGCUGUGCAGAUGUGCAGCUGUUUGAAUGCACCUUGAUGCUGGAGGAGUUAUUUGCUGGAGUCCUCGCAGACUUUUCCAAUGUCAAGGCUUUCCAGGGCAGAAUGACCAUGAUUCCUGCCAUCGCCAGAUUCCUGCAGCCCGGCAGCCAGAGGAAGCCGCAGCCAGAUGAAAUCUAUGCGAAGACUGUCAUGGAGGUGUUCAACUUCAAUAAACCAUUGAAAUAAAUGUGGCACCUUCCUCACACAGUGCGAAUGAUUCAUUAACGACAUACAGAUUAAUGAUGUGCUGUUUCAUGUCGAGAAUAGUGCUAAUCCAUUGCAAAUUUAAUUAACUGCAAUCUAUGUAAUGUUUUAAUGACAGUUGAUUUAUUGUUACGUAUACUAAAUAAAUGGUUCAUUUACGAGGAA
Messenger RNA from Pseudoliparis swirei, 970 nucleotides. RefSeq names its product glutathione S-transferase, alpha tandem duplicate 1 (gene gsta.1). The transcript has 7 exons. Lineage: Eukaryota; Metazoa; Chordata; Actinopteri; Perciformes; Liparidae. Gene Ontology annotation, biological process: glutathione metabolic process. Gene Ontology annotation, molecular function: glutathione transferase activity. The record is from RefSeq and is a predicted model, not a curated record. The coding region runs from base 116 to 787 and encodes 223 amino acids.